This is a messenger RNA of Heterocephalus glaber (naked mole-rat), 6135 nucleotides long. It is a transcript of the gene Znf639, whose product is annotated as zinc finger protein 639. The record is from RefSeq and is a predicted model, not a curated record. NCBI's taxonomy places the organism in Eukaryota, Metazoa, Chordata, Mammalia, Rodentia, Bathyergidae.
CCCCUUUUUAGCUUUUUAUUGUAAAGAUAUAGUUGGUUAGGAAAGACUGCAUGGCACGAAAGGCCUUUUAAAAGGUUGUGUCUUUAGUAAGUGAUGGCUGCCUGUCGUGUGUUGUACGUAGGCAUUCUUGUUGGUUGAAAAUAUGACAGGUGUGAAGAUGCUAACCUGUUUUGUAAGAUGCUUUUUUUAUUUGUUUGUUUGGGUUUUUUGGUACCGGGAUUGAACUCGGGACCUUGCGUUGGCAAGGCAGGCACCAGAACCACUGAGCUAAAUCCCCGGUCCUAAGAUGCUUUUUUUUAGAAAACAAAAAAUGCUUCGUAUGGCAUAAAACCACUUUUCUUAAUCUAAAAUAUACAGGUAUACUUCAGCAUGGGAAAAAGUGUGAUAUACAAAUGCCAAAACGUUAGCAGAGGUUCUGUGUGAAUGGAUUUUUGGUGAUUUCAUUAAAAUUUUUAUGAUUCUCAUGCAGAACACCUUAUAUGUGUAUACUUUGUAUUUAAGGGCGGAGGGGGAAGGGUUGCAUGCCAUUCAAGAAUCUUUAUGAUAAGAUACUAGUGAGCAAAUGCUCAUGACUUACAGGCCCUUUGUACACAUAACUGCACUGAAGAAAGCUGGGUUUUAAUCAAGGCCCAUAAAAAUACUUGCUGAAAUAAGAAUGGCUAGUAUUGUAGGUCCUGAAUGGCCAUUUACCACCAUGCUGAAAGGAGACCUAAUAAGCCUUUGUCCAAAGUAAGAGUCAGACCCCUUUGCUGAUUAAAAUGACUGUCUUUCAUUUGAAAUUCUGAAUCCAGGCCAGCUUGCACCAUCGAUUUUAAUGCUUGAUUUCCUUUUCUCACUUUUUUAUACAAAUUCUAAGAAACUUGAAAUAGAUUCCCCAAUAACAAGAGAUUACCUUAAUGUAUUUUGCUAAUGAUUUUUAGUGUGCUGCCUAAUAUUCUUUGCUUAUAUAGAACAUAAAGUCUGAAGCCUUUGCCUAUAAAUUUCAGAAUAAGCCUUGGAGUUUUAGUUUAUUACAGAAAGGUGAAAGCAGCUUUAUAAAAUGAAUAUUGAGUGCACAUGAUUGAGAGGAUAAAGAAUGCUGUUUAUGUUGAGUGAGGCAUUUUAUAUGUUGGUAUUGUUUCUGUAAAUGUCAUGGUUGUCAGGUUUUUUUUUUAGGUGAUUACCUUCCGUUCUUUCCAGUUGGUGAUUAAGAACUGGAAACAAGGGGCAGCUUGCUAGUGGCAGUGCUUAGCAGUGAAGAUUUGCUCAUGUGUAGUUAUCCAGUGCCCAGGAAUCAGAAGACAUGUAUUGUAGUCCCUGGUUCUGCCACUUCUCGGUUGACUUGACCUGCCCUGACACUGUGUCCUCAUCAGUAAAAAUGAGGCAUUUUUUACCAUCUGUGGAAGCUUCCCUAUAAUUCAUUUUUUCUCACUGCAAUAUUAAUUAUAUCAAAUUGAAAAGAUAUGAAUGAAUAUCCUAAAAAAAGAAAGAGGAAGACUUUACACCCUUCUCGUUAUUCAGAUUCCUCUGGAAUAAGCAGAAUUGCAGAUGGAUUCAGUGGCAUUUUUUCUGAUCAUUGUUACAGUGUCUGUUCUAUGAGACAGCCAGACUUAAAAUAUUUUGACAAUAAAGAUGAUGAUUCGGAUACUGAAAUAUCAAAUGACCUACCAAAAUUUGCAGAAGGAAUCAAGGCCAGAAACAGAAAUCAUAACUACCUGGUUCCCAGUCCUGUACUUAGAAUUCUAGACCACACUUCCUUUUCUUCAGAAAAAUCUGCUGAUGUUGAAAUUUGUGAUGAAGAGUGUGACUCACCUGAAUCAGUCAACCAGCAAACUCACGAGGAGAAUCCUAUAGAAGUCCACACUGCCGAAGAUGUUCCAAUUGCUGUAGAGGUACAUGCAAUUUCGGAGGAUUAUGAUAUAGAGACAGAAAACAAUUCCUCAGAAAGCCUCCAAGACCAAACUGAUGAAGAGCCACCCACUAAACUUUGUAAGAUUCUUGACAAAAGCCAAGCUUUGAAUGUAACUGCCCAGCAGAAAUGGCCUUUACUGAGAGCUAAUAGCAGUGGCCUCUAUAAAUGUGAACUUUGUGAAUUCAACAGUAAAUAUUUCUCUGAUUUAAAGCAGCAUAUGAUCCUAAAGCAUAAACGUACUGAUUCAAAUGUGUGCCGAGUAUGCAAGGAAAGUUUCUCUACCAACAUGCUUCUGAUUGAACAUGCCAAACUACAUGAAGAGGAUCCCUACAUUUGUAAAUACUGUGACUAUAAGACAGUCAUUUUUGAGAACCUCAGCCAGCACAUUGCAGACACCCACUUUAGUGAUCACCUCUACUGGUGUGAGCAGUGUGAUGUGCAGUUUUCCUCAAGCAGUGAGCUCUACCUACAUUUCCAGGAGCACAGCUGUGAUGAACAGUACUUGUGUCAAUUCUGUGAACACGAAACCAAUGAUCCAGAAGACUUGCACAGCCAUGUGGUAAAUGAGCAUGCAUGUAAAUUAAUAGAAUUAAGUGAUAAGUAUAACAAUGGACAACAUGGACAGUACAGCCUCUUAAGCAAAAUUACUUUUGACAAAUGUAAGAACUUCUUCGUAUGUCAAGUAUGUGGUUUUCGGAGCAGACUUCACACAAAUGUUAACAGGCAUGUUGCUAUUGAACAUACUAAAAUAUUUCCUCAUGUCUGUGAUGACUGUGGGAAAGGCUUUUCAAGCAUGCUAGAAUACUGCAAGCAUUUAAAUUCACAUUUAUCUGAAGGGAUUUAUUUAUGUCAGUAUUGUGAAUAUUCAACAGGACAAAUUGAAGAUCUUAAAAUUCACUUGGAUUUCAAGCAUUCGGCUGACUUACCUCAUAAAUGUAGUGACUGCUUGAUGAGGUUUGGAAAUGAAAGGGAAUUAAUAAGCCACCUGCCAGUCCAUGAGACAACUUGAUUAUUUUCUUUGUUUUUACUGACAUUAUGUAAAAUAAUAAAUUCAACUUUCUGGAGAUGUUAAAAUGGAUGAUUUUAAACACAACUUACAAGAUUUGCCUUUAACAAGUAAUAAGUUUUGUUUUUUUUUGGUUUUUUUUGGUACCGGGGAUUGAACUCGGGACCUUGUGCUUGCGAGGCAGGCGCCAGAACCACUGAGCUAAAUCCCCGGCCCAAUAAUAAGUUCUUUUAUUGUCCAUUUUUCUUGGCAUUGCUACAUUUUUCAGUAUAUAAUUAUACCUUGAUUGUAGUAUUUUUUUUUCUUUUUUUUUGGUACUGGGGGUCGAACUCGGGUCCUUGCACUUGCGAGCCAGGCAGUGGAACCCCUGAGCUAAAUCCCUGGCCCAGAUUAUAGUAUUUUCAACUGCAUGGUAGUUCAUAGUUUUAAUUACUCUUAGUAACUGUCAUCCAGUUUAUUGUCUGUGCUCCAGUUUCAUGAAUUGCAAAGAAACAGAUGUAUUAAAACAAGUUACAGGGCCAGGGAUUUAGCUCAGUGGCACCGCGCCUACCUUGUAAGCAAAAGGUCCUGAGUUCAAUCCCCAGUACAAAAAAAAACACAAGUUACACUUUUUCUUAACCAUAGCUGCUAUUAACUUUGUAAUAUUAACACAAGCUAAGUUUUAAAAAUUCAUUCAUAUUCCUACGAAUAAGAAACCAGACCUUUUGCAUUCCCAAUCAGGAAUUGCCCACUAAGCAGUAAAAAAUUCUGUAUGGUGCUGGGGAUUUAGCUUAGUGGUGCUGCUGCCUGCCUCUCAAAUGCAAGGUCCUGAGUUUGAUCCCCGAUACCAAAAAAAAAAAAUUCUGUAUCUAUGAUUCUUUUAAUAAUACAAUACUAGGAAGCCAGCAGUGUAGUAGGAAGAAAAGCUACAUUUUUGCGGGGCAGCUUUUCUUUAAUUCUUUUUUUUUUCUUUUGGGUACUGGAGUUUGAACUCGGGACCUUGCACUUGUGAGGCAGGCGCCAGAACCACUGAGCUAAAUCCCCAGCCUACUUAUUUUUGUUUUUUUAAGUCUUAUCUAUGUGUUGAAUAACUUAAGAAGGGAGGGAGGGGAAGACUGGUAAGAGAUUAGACAAUAAGAAAGAUAAGCCGUUUAUAAUUCAUUCAUAACCUAGUGACAUUUCUUCUUCAAAGUGGAACCAUGAAGCAUGCCCAAACCUCUGACAUUGAAUUAUUGACUGAGAAAACCUACAGAAGUGUUAAUAUAGAGUUGGGAUUGGGGAGAUGAGGGGUUGCAGACAUGAUAAUGUCUAAAUUGCCUCCAUUAAUGAUAAAUUAGUUUUGCCAUCUGUAUUAGUUUCCUGUGGCUGUUGUAAUAAAUUCCUACAAACUGGGAGCUUUAAAUAUAAAUGCAUUGACUCACUUCUGAAGGCCAGGCAUUCAAAGUCAAGGUGUUGUCGGAGUUGGUUCCUUUCUGAGGGCUGUAAGAGAAGUAUCUGCUCCAGACCUUUCUCCUUAGCUUGUAGAUGUCUCCCUAUUCACAUGGCAUUCUCCCUGUAUGUCUCAUCUCCAAAUUUCUUCUUUUUAUAGGGAUGUCAGUCAUCUGUACUAGGCCCUGUCUUGUCAACCUUAUUUUAACUUGAUAAAGAUCCUGUCACCAAAUAAGGCCAUAUUCUGUGGUACUUCAGUAAGUGAAAAGCUGGAUGUGGUGGCGCAUGCCUGUAAUUCCAGCACUGUAGAAGGAUCACCACCAGUUCAAAGCUAGCCUGGGAUACAUAGUGAGAUCUUGUCUCAAAAAAAAGAAAGACGGGCCCAGGAUUUAGCUCAGUGGUUUCGCCGCCUGUUGCACAAGCGCAAGGCCCCAAGUUCAAUCCCCGGUACCAAAAAAAAAAAGACUUGAGGGGAACACAGUUCAAUGCAUAGGUUUUGUAAUGGCAGUAUCAAGAAGGCAGAAUUAUGUCAUGCGUCAUGGCAUAUACCUGUAAUCCCUGCACUUGGGAAUCACUGCUAUUUCGAGGCCAUCCUGGCAGGCAUACUUCAAGCCCAGCCUGAACUUCAUGCUGAGACUGUCAACCAAAAAAAGACAAUUAUGUAUGUUUUUGUCCUCAAAUUUAACAAGUAUUGCUGAUAACUGACAAUAAUUGCCUGGGUGUAUUGAUUGAAAAAGACCAAUUUAUGACCAUGAACCAGGGGAAUUUGAGAAUGGUGACUGCAAAAAGUUCUCAAAACCUAUCAUUUUUAUUCUAUUUUAUCAUAAAUGCAUGCCUAGAAACUCACAUUCCAUUUGAUCAUACCAUUUCUGGUAGGGCUGUCCUGAUAGAAGUGCUCCUCAGAAGAUUUAAAAUUUUAGCAGUUUAGCAGCAAGUUCAAGCCCAGCCUGGGCAAUUUAGCAUAACCCUGUCUCAAAAUUAGAAAUGAAAAAGGGCCGGGGAUUUAGCUCAGUGGUUUCACCACCUGCUGCGCAAACACAAGGACCCAAGUUCGAUCCCCAGCACCAAAAAAAAGAACUGAAAAAGGCUAAGGGAGAAUCCUAGAAAUUACUUGGCCUGAACCAGGUGAGGAGGCACAUGCCUAUAAUCUUCAGCACUCGAGGCUGAGGUAGGAGGAUUACAAGUUGGAGCCUAACCUUGGGAACCUAGCAAGACCGUAUGUCUAAAAUAAAAAGCUGGAGAUCUAUUUCUGUGUGAGGACCUUGGAUUCAAUCCCAGUACCAAAAAAAAAAAACCAACCUAUCAGAUCUAAACCUUAAAGUUUUCCAGUUUUCUUGUAGGAAUAGAAAUAAGGUUGUUAGGAGACCAAGGGCACAUAACCAGUUAUAGCAUCCGAGAGCAGAAUCUAUUCUUUGGCUUACAGCCUAGUGGUGAUUUCUUUACACCAUGUUGCAUAAAUCUAACCUUUGUUCCUGGGUUGUUUUUCAUGACUUUCACCUGUCCAUUCACUUAGCUGCUGGGUUGUUUUUUUUUUGGUACCAGGGAUCAAACUCCGGACCUAGCUAAUUGAUAAUUCUGGUUUUUGUACCUUUUUGUAUAUAUCUAGGUCUAGCAAUUUGAUUUUUGAGAAGCAAACUUUAAGUGAUGCCUUGGUUUUAAAAAAAUGUAUUUUACUGCUUUACAUUUAAUUAGGUGUUAGUAAUCAAAGAUUGUAAUGAAACUACUUAAGAGAUAGAAAUCCAAGUUUUAAAACCAUAGAGUUUUGUACUUUUUAAUGAAUUUGCAGCAGAAUGCCGUAUCUCAGUUUGUGUAAUAAAACUUUUUACUGUGA